Molecule: messenger RNA, 2481 nt
Organism: Trichoderma atroviride IMI 206040
Lineage: Eukaryota; Fungi; Ascomycota; Sordariomycetes; Hypocreales; Hypocreaceae
Biological process (GO): positive regulation of pseudohyphal growth by positive regulation of transcription from RNA polymerase II promoter; chromatin remodeling
Cellular component (GO): RSC-type complex; nuclear chromosome; nucleus
Molecular function (GO): zinc ion binding; transcription coregulator activity
Source: RefSeq, a predicted model, not a curated record
AUGGAGCGAUCAAAACCCCAGGCAUUCCUCUCGUCGUAUGCGCCGCGCCUGCGCACCUACAACAACUCCCUCUUGACCCCCGUCCUACCGAGUGCGCCGUCAGGCCCUGUUUCGCGGACGACUAAGCGAGGCACCACCAUCAUCAACUACGCCGAGGAUGGAUUCGAUGACCUCGACGACGAUAGCGACGACCCCAGGCGUCGUCCCACGGGCCUGCGGAGCCUGCGCAAGGAGGACUCAGCCAGCAGGCUGGACAUGGCCGACAAGGUGGGAAAAGACAUCAAGGAACCGGUCGAUGUCCAGGGCAUAUGGCGAGACUGGAUGGGCAAGAGCCGGUCUGUCAGGAGUGGCCAGCAGAAUGCCGCCCAAGCACAUCUUCCCUUGACUCUGAUACCCAUUCGAAUCGACCUGGACAUUCCGUCCUUCAUCCCACCAGCGCCGUUUCCAGCUCCGAACCCCAACUCAGUCGACAUCUCCCUACCACAAUACCGGCCGCAGGAAAUGACUGUCCCUUACAAGCUACGUGACAUUUUCUGCUGGAAUCUUCACGAGACACUCAUCACGACGGAUCAAUUUGCACAGACACUGGCGCAGGACCUAGAUCUGCCCAAUAGACACGCUGUAGUUGCCGAGAUAAGCAAGCAGAUUCGAACACAGCUGGAAGAAUAUGCCGGCGUUGCUCUUCACCCACUCUUUCAUUCUGAGCCAUCGCAGCCGGCACCGGCACCACCUGCCCAGGGAGUAGUGCCAAUUGCAGGGGUAAAUGGAGCAGGGAAUGGAACACCAAGGCCAAGCAUAUUCAAAUCUCGAGAUGACUCUCCGGCUUCCUUUGCGAGGGGCUUGUCACGGCCUGAUACUCCCGUACAGACGGGAGGUCAAGCAACGCCGCAGCCACCGGCAUCACAAGCACCCGAGGCCACAGCACCCGAGGUCACAGCCGAAGCAACGCCUAUCCUGCCUGAUUCUGACGAAUACAACCCUGAUGAUACUUAUCGAUGCAUCAUAAACCUGAGUCUGAACCUUUCAUCCAUGUUAUACACAGACAAGUUUGAGUGGUCACUUCUUCACCCUCCAGGCACCGCAGAGGCUUUCGCAAAGGCAACGUGUGCCGAUUUGGGAUUGGCAGGCGAAUGGGUUCCAGCAAUGACGCAUGCCAUCUACGAGGCAGUGCUCCGUCUGAAGAAGGAGGCCUGUGAGGCUGGCGGCCUUGUUGGUGGAUGGGGUGGAGCUCAACAAGAGCUGCCAAACGAUGCCGCGCAUGGCCAGGAGGCUGGCUGGAGAUACGACCCCGAUCACCUGGCUGAUGACUGGGAGCCAAAGGUCGAAUUCCUCAGCAAGGAGGAGAUGGAGAAGCGGGAAGGUGACCGUGAAAGACAGAUCCGGCGACUGCGGCGUGAAACAGCGCGAUUCAGCUCUACGACUGGCAUGCUGGGUGGCACUCCGUUCGGUAUUGGCGCAAGUGUCGAGGUGGAGGAGGAGAGAAUGGGCAGAGGCGAGCGUUCCAAGAAGAAGCGGCGCUUCCGAAGUCUGAGUCCUCUCGCCCGUGGUGGAACACCACUUGGGCGAGUCACUCCUGAUGUGGGCGGAUACGGGGGAGGAGUAGGAGCCUUGACCGAUAUGGAGCGAAUCUCGUGGCGAUGUUCGCACUGCCGUACGUGGGGUACGAGCGUCUGGGCAGUUCGAGACGGCCCUGCUGGGCCCAAGUCCCUUUGCGCCAACUGCGGCUACUUUUACGAACGAGAUCGCAGGUUGCCGCGCCAGACUAAAAAUCUGCACCUGCAAGACAUUCGAGCGGUCUAGGAACCCACUGAUGAGCCCUGUCACGACAAAGAACAAGACGAGAGGCAGCACAAGGAAAAAGGCCCAACUUUGACUUUACCCCAGGAUCACAAAGCAACCCCGCAGAAGCAACAACAACAACAACAGCAGCAGCAGCAGCAGCCACAGCAACAUCAAUAUCCACCUGUCUUUGACCCCCCUCAUACCCGACGCUCUCGCCGCCAGCGCUGGAGACAGCAACUCGUGGAGUAUCAACAGUCUGCCACUGCUUCCUCUACGGUUCCUGUAUGCCCGCGACUUGUGCCGUCUUUGCCUGCCAGGCCUUGGCUGACUACGAUGAUGCCCGCGCAGGGGAGUGAGAGAAUCAUGAAGAUGCGCGCGAGAAAUGCCUGGGAAAUGAAUUUGCGUGGAUAGAUUACGCCCCGUCUUUUCAUACGAUAUGGGGAUAGAAACAAAAAAAAAAAAAAAGGGAGAGGAGUUAAGUUGUAUGUAGAAGGGAAAAAACCCGGUGGUUCAAGAGUUCUUUAUAAUAACUAACGAUAUUCUUCCCCUUCCUUCUUCUUCUUUUUUUCUUUCUAAUUUUCACUUUCUACUCCCGUUAUGGUCUUUUGAAAGAAUCAGCAUCAAUUUCCAAUUUCUUCUUCAUACGUUUCUAAUGGGCGUCACGGGACACAUAUAAAUGAUAUGGAAGAUGGAAAAGAA